GCCCAGCGCAGCCGGCUCCGGGGCAGUCACCUCGAGGGGCGACGGGGCGGGCCGGUGCCGCCGCCGCAGCAGCCCGGCCGGCCGUCGCCGGGGCGCGCGUGGAGAGAGGCGCGGCUGUGUGCUUCAAGGAGGAUCGUGUCAAGAGUUUCUAUUGAAAGAAGCAUAUCCGGGAGAAAAGCAGACUCAAACCUUUCCUGAAGAGAAAUCAGAUGGAUGGCGGUGAGUACCCCCUGGCAGCAGUUACUUCAUUUCGUUCAUUCAGAGUGAACUCUAACUUGGAAGCCUCCUUUAGAAUGAAGAGGAACCAUUUAUCUCUUGUGAAUAAAGUUGUCCAGGCUUCACCACCAGUGAAGCAGCCAAAACUUGAGUCCUGCUCUUCUUUCGACCAGACUCAUGUGUACACUGUCCUUCUAGACUGGGGGAGUUUGCCUCACCACGUAGUAUUACGUGUGUUUCAGUAUCUUCCUUUAAUAGAUCGGGCCCGGGCAUCUUCUGUGUGCAGGAGAUGGAAUGAAGUUUUUCAUGUUCCUGACCUUUGGCGCAAGUUUGAGUUUGAACUGAACCAGUCAGCUACGGGGUCGCAUUUGAGCUCCCCUCAUCCCGAUCUCAUUCGGCAGAUCAUUAAAAAGCACGCCGCCCAUCUCCAGUAUGUCAGUUUCAAGGUUGAUGGUAGUACUGAAUCAGCAGAAGCUGCCUGUGAUAUACUUUCUCAGCUGGUGAAUUGUUCUCUCCAGACCUUGGGCUUGAUUUCAACGGCUAAGCCAAGCUUUAUGAAUGUGUCAAAGUCUCAUUUUGUGGCAGCACUUACAGUUGUUAUUGUCAACUCAACAUCAUCAUCAUCAAUCAAAAUUGAAGACACACCAGCGGAUGAUCCUUCUUUGAAGAUUCUUGUGGCCAAUAACAGUGAUACUCUAAGACGCCUAAAAAUGAGUAGCUGUCCUCAUGUUUCAUCGGAUGGCUCCCCGAAAAUCGGAGGCACCAGGGUUGUUAGGAUUGUAUAUGAAGCAGCACUGAGCAGAUUCCAAGUGGGGAACUGCAUAUUGCUUGUUCAGAAGAGCAACUGUUCCUUCCUCAGAAUCAUCACACUCCAGCUGAAUAUCCUAAGCGCCCCAGUUCACGGAUUGCAUACUGGGGGCCUCAAGAGCUGAAGUUCGAUGAAAAUAUUAGCAAUGGAGGACAAAGGCACAGCUUGAUGACUGAAAGGCACUCAAGAUCCCCCAAGGAGGAAGUAGCAGAUCUGGAAUUGAAAUCCGUGAGGAAGUUAAGUAAGUUCUGCCGUGCUGUGUAAAAUCAUCCACAGGGGUUCUCUCUGAGGCAGCUGACAUUUCUCCAGAGCCGUGGUUCUCAACCAGGAAGAUUUUGGCAAUGUCAGGAGACAUUUUUGGUUGUCACAGCUACUGGUGUGGAUGGUGAAUAGAGGCCAGGGGGCUGCCAAAUAUCCUGCCAGACUCAGAACAGAUCCUUCAACAAAGAAUUGUCUGGCCCCAAAUGUCAGUCGUGCCAAGGUUAAGAAACUCCGAUCAAAGGUAUAUCGAAUAUUUUGUACCUGGAGUGAAGAAUGUAUUGACUUACAUGUGUCCAGAUGAUUCCUGACAGGUUUAAAAACAUCACAAUGGGCAUUGGCACAUUAAAUUUCUUGGACCAUAUUCAGUAAUUUACAAUAGAAAAUCACAGGCUCUCAGUAUUUUGAACCCAGCAAUUAAACUCGGUUGUGUUUAAGGAACUAAGAAGGGAGUUGAAGCAAAUGUAAGUAGCUAACUGAACUUUGGUUCUGAACGAGGCUGGCAAGUGUCCAUUCUGAAGUGUGGGAUGCCCAGGGCAGAGGACACGGUCUCUGUUCUUCGGGUAUAAUCAGUGUUUGUAGGAAUGCUCAAAGGGUUGCUAUAUGUUGGAGAUAUUUUGAUGACAAACACUUACCUGUUGAAGACAGCUUUCUUCCUCCACGUGUGUUUUUUUCUCUUUCGUAAAGAAAUACAUGCGGAAGUACAAAUACUUGUUGGACUACAAGCAAGGUGGAUGAUGGGCAAGGUAGAGGCAGCUAUCAGCUCUGUGAGUUGAUCUUGUGUUUCUUUCCCACCUCCCCACCCCCACCUGUGCCUCCUGCCUUGGCCAUUUUAUUUUUCUUAGCACUUGCACCAAAGGUAAGAGGCCCAGGAUGAGGAGAAAUUCAGAACUAGCUAUAAUUCAAGUUUGAGGACAGUGGCGGUAAAAGUAUUUUUCCUAUAUUGAGAUGAACUUUCAGCAUGUCAUUCUUGACUCUUGUUGGAAAAGCUUGAGCUAAAAGACUGUAAGAACUCACCCAAUUGCAAGGCUCAGUUGUUUCCUCUUGUCUUGUGUCUGCUUCUCUGUAACUCUGUCUUCUGCUUCUGACAAGAAGGUAGUAGGUGGUGAACUCAGACUGAAACGUCAAAGGGAAGAGACUGGCCAAAUGGCAGGCGUUUAUGAACAAAUGGAUUCUGAUGUGUUAACCUUGUGUGUUCAUCUUGGUCUCUUCGGGCUGCUCUGCAGGUCCCCAAAGACGGGGCGGCUCAAACAACAGAUGCUUAUUUCAUACAGUUCUGGAGUCCGGAAGUCCAAGAUCAUGGUGCCAGCGUGGUGGGUCCUGGCGAGGUCCUCAUCUGGUCCCGGGCUGCUGACUUCUCAUUCUGUCCUCACGUGACAGAAGAGGGCAGUGAGCCCUCAGCGUGUCUUUGAAAAGGGCACUGAUUCCAUGCACGAGGGCUCCACCCUCACGACCGCAGCGCUUCCUAAAGGUCCUACCCUUUAAUACUCUCACACUGGCAUGGGGAUUUCAGCUUAUGAACUUUGGGGAGACGCAAACAUUUAGACCGUAGCCGUGUUGAAUGAUUCAUAUUAAAUCAGAAAAGACUGGAAAGAAACUACAUGAGAGAGAUGGCAAAGGUAUCAAUCUGAAGCUGACCUCUUAGCACAGAGUCCGCUUCUCCCCCAGAUGAAAAAAUACAACAUUUGUGGGAGAAAAGUUUUAGAGACGUAAAAAAGAAAGUUGAAUGGAUUAUCUAGAAGAAGAAAAGGCCGAGGGAGCCCUGCCCACCCACCCUGCUGUGUACAUACUGUCUGGAGUGCAGUAUUGGGGGCCAUUGACUGUGUGCCGCUAACUACUCUCAACUUUUCCCGGCUAGUUCAAUUGGUUAAACUAUCAUUGCCAUGUAUGUACACCAAGUCUAAAUGAAUGUCGUCGGUGCAAGGGACAUAGUAUAAAAAAAAAAGUAGGCUCAGUACUGGGACAAAGAGAAAGCGUCCACUGAUAAACUUCAACACACAUCCUCAGUAAUUGUUCAUGGAAUUGAUUUGCACCAAAAUGUACCCACCCCAAUGUAGAGACAGCCCCUCUCCAGUCUGCCUUAACAGAGAUCCACCAGCUCCCAGAACUUAGCAUAUGUUAGAAUGGGAAGGACUAGGGAAUUCCAGAGUCUCAAGGCCAUCAGUUGCUUCUAACCAUGAACACUCCCUAGGGCAGCCCUUCCUAAAAGUCAGCCAUUGGCAGUAUUUGCCAGUUGAAAUAGGAACCCCUGUUUGUUCUGUCUGUUUCUUUCAGCCAGGGCAGUAGCUAUUGAGGCCAGUGUCACCACAGUGAUGCCUGUGUGGGUCAGUUACUUCUCUGUCCUAGGGCCCUGGGCAGAGCCUUUGACCCUGGCCUAAGCAUCUCACAGAUGGCAUGGGCUUACCCGCUGAGGGGCUGAACUAGAGGACAGAAGGAAUCAGAACAAUCUGUUCCCACGGAUGGACAUCUCUCUCUAUGUUCGCAUCUACUGGGAAGUGGAAUAGUGUAUAAGCCUCCGUCUGUUUCCAGGGACCUGUAGCUGGAGUCGGUAGCUGAAGCCUGGAGAGCUUUCAUUGUAAGAUGAUCUUGUUUAUGGGCAGACUCUGGAAUCUCACACGUGUAUCUGAGAUGUCUCCUUCAAAAGGACUCGGAGGUCCAUGAGCCGAUUGAGACCUUUGCUCUGGGGUAGUUAAUUGUCAGAGAUGUUUACACCUCUGGUAUGGGUAGGCAGACAUCCUUCCUUGCCAAAUCUCUCUGUUUUUCAUUUGCUUCUUUCUAAUGAUCUAUUAGCCA
This is a messenger RNA of Phacochoerus africanus (Common warthog), 4075 nucleotides long. Its product is annotated as F-box/LRR-repeat protein 21-like. Gene Ontology annotation, cellular component: SCF ubiquitin ligase complex. The record is from RefSeq and is a predicted model, not a curated record. Lineage: Eukaryota; Metazoa; Chordata; Mammalia; Artiodactyla; Suidae. Gene Ontology annotation, biological process: positive regulation of protein ubiquitination; SCF-dependent proteasomal ubiquitin-dependent protein catabolic process. Gene Ontology annotation, molecular function: protein binding. Bases 210 to 1148 code for a protein of 312 amino acids. The transcript is spliced from 9 exons.